CGUGGGGUGUGUUUCAUUCUGAGGCGCUUGCUCCGAACCGAUAAUCUCGCCGUGAGAAACGCGUCGUUCCCGUUCCGUCCGCUUGAAAUUCGAAUAUUUAUAAUCGUAUCGUAUAUUUGUAUUUAAAAUAUAAACGCCCGCUUAUUUAUGCGCUCUCUGUGUGAUCGUUGACAGUUUAUAAUAGGGCGCGAAGAUAAAAUAGAUUUGUGACCAGUUUCAAUAAAUCAAAUUAAGCCGCAAAAUGAGCCUGAGAUUUGUGGCGAUCGCUUGUGCUCUGCUGCUCCUGUACGUCACAAGUGUCCUGUCGGCGGCAACCACAGUGCGUCCCUACAAGUUCGGCUUCACCAUCGACGAGCAGCAGCAUCGGGCCGAGAAGCGAGAUGAACGCGGCAUUAUCAUGGGCGAGUUUGGGUUCAUCACCGCCGAUGGAAUCUACCACGUGACCGUCUACGCCACCGACGAGGAGGGCAAGUUCCGCAUUUUGUCCAUGAAGAGCUAUCCCUAUUCAGGUCCCGUCGGUCCAAAGACGCUUAUUGCCACAACGACUCCGAAGGCCCUGCCACUUCCGGUGGCUCUGCCCAAGUACAACUUCAACACGGAGGCCUGUUCGGGCUGUUUCCUGAAGAAGUCCCCUCCCAAAACGGAGAUUCGCACCCUUUCGCAGCCAUUGGCUCCAGGUCAACCAGGUAAGGCCCAAGGCUUCGCCCCGGCUAAUGGCUUGAAUGUCCAGCUGCCCUUCGUGGACUCUAUUGAGCAGACUGUGGCUCAACGCCUUGGUUUGGUCCCGGGAGCACAACAAUACACCAACACCGUCACCAACACUUACCCGAAUGCACCCACCAAAGACAUCGAACUCGGUCUUAACUUGGCCUUGAACACACUGCACAAAUCGAAUGCCGCUGUAACCGGUCAUGUGAGCACCCAGACCUCCAAUUCCCACACACCGAGUGCCAGUACAAGGAUUGACUACAAUGUGGGCGUGUCUGAGAAGGCGGGACCAUUGGUCUCCCCCUUGAACAUCCAGUUGGACGCAGAGGCCAUAAAGGAGGCCAUUACAUAUGCCAGCAGGACAACGGGUCCUGUGGCCCUGGCCAAUCAGCCACCUGUGGCUCCCGCUUCGGUGCCUGCCAGCGAAGUGAAAAUCUUCGCAGUGAGUGAUCAAGCCAGCGGUUCCCUUGCCAGUGGUUCCCUUGGUAGUGGUUCCCUUGCUAGCGGUUCCCUUGCCAGCGGUUCCCUUGCCAGCGGUCCCUUUGCCAGCGAUAUUGAUUCUGUAGCAAGAUAUCCCAGUUUGGGCAUCAAGAACAAUCCUCGAUCGGGAGUUGCUUCUGCGAAGAGAGUGGGGCAUUCGAAACCACAAAACACACGCACACAGAACACACAACAAGCACAACUUUUGAAUUCAGCAACCACCCCGGGAAUUUCUGGAGUUUCAGCCAAUUCACCAACCGGAAGUGCACCCUCAAGCGGUGGAAGUUUAGGAUUCGGAAAGACGCCAGCUGGAAGUAUUUCUGGUAAAGGACCUGGAGGUAUUGGAGCUGCUGGAGGUUCGAUUGGAGGAAGCUCUCCAGGAUCGGGAAGCUUUUCUGGAGGACCUGGUGGUGCUUUCAAUGGAGGAGUUAACGGUGGAAGCAAAUCAGCUGGAGGACCAGUCGGCGGAAGUGGACCAGGAUCAGGAGCUGGAGGACCUGGUGGUGCUUUCGGUGGAGGAGCUGCUGGCGGAAUCAGUGGAUCUAGAGGAUCAGCUGGCGGAAGUGGACCAGGAUCGGGAAGCUUUUCUGGAAAGCCCCAGGCAGGAGGAUCCGGUGGCGUAGGAUCACCUGGAGGUUCGGGAAGCGGAGGUCCCUCUGGAUCAGGUUUUGGAGGAACGGGCGCUGCUGGAAGCAAAUCCUCCGGAUCCGGCGGCAGAGUUGGCUCUGGAAGCGGCAGUGCAGCUGAUGCAUCGGGAGAUCUGUACAGGUUCGAGUACAUCCUGGACUACAACGGACACGAGGAGACCGGCGGUCGCAACGGGGACAAGAAGGGCAGCUACUUCGUCAUCGGCGAGGAUGCAGUGCAGCGGACCAUCGAGUACAUUGCGAACGAGUUCGGGUUCCAGCCGCACGUCAGUUGGCGGAAACUGGACGCCAAGGAGGCGCUGCCGGAGGAGAACUCGCUGAAGCACUACGAGUUCAAGUGGUUCAACCAGGAGCAGUGACCGGUGAUUCCUCAGCGGAUUCAGCGGAUUAGUCCAAGUCUAGAAUAGCCUCCUUUUGCCCCUGCCCCUUGCUGUAAAUAACACCUCUUUUGUUAAUUUUCGAAUAAAGACAA
Drosophila ficusphila is the source of this 2307-nucleotide messenger RNA. It is a transcript of the gene l(3)mbn, whose product is annotated as protein lethal(3)malignant blood neoplasm 1. The record is from RefSeq and is a predicted model, not a curated record. Lineage: Eukaryota; Metazoa; Arthropoda; Insecta; Diptera; Drosophilidae.